AUGAGGAUACAUCCAGUGGACGACCGAGGGGACCAAGACUUGCCGAGGCCCCAGCUCAGCGAACGGAGGGACCCGGACCCCACUCGAAUGCAGAUGCCGCCGGGAAACCCGCUGCUGCUCUCCCACACCCUGCAGGAGCUGCUGGCCAGGGACACCGUGCAGGUGGAGCUCGUCCCCGAGAAGAAGGGCCUCUUCCUGAAGCAUGUGGAGUACCAGGUUUCCAGCCAGCGCCUCCAGUCUUCCGUUUACCGAAGGUACAACGACUUUGUGGUCUUCCACCAGCUGCUGCUGCAGAAGUUCCCCUACCGCAUGGUGCCCGCCCUGCCGCCCAAGAGGAUGCUGGGAGCGGACAGGGAGUUCAUUGAAGCCCGGAGGAGAGCCCUGAAGCGCUUCAUCAACCUGGUGGCCCGGCACCCCCCCUUCUCAGAGGACGUGGUCCUCAAGUUGUUCCUGUCCUUCAGUGGUCCCGACGUGCAGAGCAAGUUGAAGGAGUCGGCUCAGUGUGUUGGUGACGAAUUCCUGAACUGCAAGCUGGCUACUCGGGCCAAGGACUUCCUCCCAGCCGACAUCCAGACUCAGUUUGCGGUUAGCCGGGAGCUGAUUCGAAAUAUCUACAACAGCUUUUACAAGCUCCGUGACCGGGCCGAGCGGAUGGCGUCCAGGGCCAUUGACAAUGCUGCUGACCUCCUCAUAUUUGGGAAGGAAUUAAGUGCUUUAGGGUCUGACACGACCCCGCUCCCCUCCUGGGCCACUCUGAACAGUAGCACGUGGGGGUCCCUGAAGCAGGCGCUGAAAGGCCUGUCUGUGGAGUUUGCGGUGCUGGCCGACAAGGCUGCGCAGCAGGGCAGACAGGAGGAGGGCGACGUGGUGGAGAAGCUGAGCCUCUUCCUAGACCUGCUCCAGGCCUACAAGGACCUGUGCGAGCGGCACGAGAAGGGCGUGCUGCACAAGCACCAGCGGGCCCUGCACAAGUACAGCCUGAUGAGGCGGCAGAUGAGCGCCGCCCACGGCCAGGAGCCCGCGUCCGUGGAGCAGCUGGAGUCCCGCAUCAUGGAGCAGGAAGACGCCAUCCAGACAAUGGAGCUGCGCAACUACUUCUCCCUGUACUGCCUGCACCAGGAGAUGCAGCUGGUCCACGUGUACCUGCCCCUCACCUCCCAUAUCCUCGGGGCCUUCGUCAACUCCCAGAUCCAAGGGCACAAGGAGAUGAGCAAGGUGUGGAAGGACCUGAGGCCCAAGCUGCACUGCCUCUUCGCGGGACCCUCCAGCCUGACCCCGCCGUGGUCCCCGAGGGACAGCCUGUCUCACUAGUGCCAGAGGACCCGGCACCCCCACUAAAACUUCUUUCCAAACGGUGUGUCCCUGUUUAAUUCCAUUCAGAUGGCGGCUGUCCCCCAUGUCCCACUGGCUGCCACUCUUCGGGCAGAAGAGCUGACAUCAGAGCUGGUGGGGCCAGGAUCCAGGUGCCGUGGCUCCCCUGCCCUCGUGGGAGCAGAGCUGAGGACACGCCCCCAGGUCUCUAAGCAUCCACAGAAGCUGAGGCCACGUGGGGUCUGCUGCAGUUGUCCCCAACCCCAGCACUGUGGUCUGUUGGUCUGGUGGUGUGAAGUGUUAUGUCCUGGAAUGGUUUUUCUCCCGGCACUCAGAGGGUGGGUGGCAAGGACGUUCUCCCAGAUGGUGCCUGGGGUGUGUGCAGGGACCUCGAGUGCAGGGACCCCGUGUGCAGGGACCUCAAGAGCGGGGACUCUGUGUGUGGGGACCCCGUGAGUGGAACAGUGGGAAGGGCUGCAUUAGCUGAGCAGGGAGGAGGCGGCUGAAACCCUGCAGAGGGCAGGACCACCCCUGUAGCCAGCAUGCCGUGUUGGUCAGUGAGGGGCAGCCCGGCUGCUGAGGCCAGCAGGUAGUCCUUGGGGGUGUGUGUGGGGUGGCCGUGUGAGCUUCGGAGCCACAGCAGGAGCCAGAAGGGGAGGCGGCACUAUUGUUGGGCGCUCAGACUUCAUUUCUAGGGGACAGACCAGACCAGCGAGCAGUCCCAGUCUGGGACUGGCGUGCGACAGUGUCCUGUGUCCCUCCGUACAUGCAUGUGCAUGUCACUCUGUGACUGUGUGCUGUGGUCUGUGGUGUGGAAGGCCAGGUGGCCUGGUGCUUGGCCGUCUGGGUGCUGGGAGCUGCUCUGUCCUUCCCGUUUUGGUGCAUGAGGCUGGAAGGGCGAGGAGGGGAGGGCAGUGGGGUGUUGUCUGGCAGGGGCUGUGGACCAGGGGUCUCUUGCUCUGGUUACCCUUUCAAACCAACCUCAUUUCCAUGGGUGAGUAGAGCCCUCUCAGCCUCCUGCUCUUGCUGGCCCAGCCACCUGCUUCCAGGGUCUGAGGGGACUGGUGUCUUGCAGCUCUGGGGGUGGGGUGGGUGCUUCCUGAGCCCCAUCCGUGUGAACAAGCAGCAGACAGGGCCCCUUGAGGAACAGGUGCUAGAGGGUCUGACUGCAACGUAGGGUCGCGGGGAGCCCGCCUCCCAGGGCUGCUGCCUGACUCAGGGUUGUCUGAUGUCGUCUGACUUCCAAGCCCGUGUGUCACCUGGGGACACGCAAGACCCUGACCUGGAGGUGGAGGCUCUAGGGUACCUGCAGCCAGACAGGCUAGCGCAUCACCUUCCGGGGGAAGUGUCACUGGGGCACACCCUUCCCUGGGCUCUUUGUGGAAGCAGCUGUGCAGGGAGAAGGCUGCUGAGCUGCCCCAGCCCGAUGCCCUGCUGCAGCCAACGUGCCUUCCUGGGUUGAGCUGGGCAUUGUACUCCCAGGGCCUGGCAGGUGGGGGCUGUUCUUGCUUUUUGGUCUCCCUCUUUGGAAACGGGUUCUCAACCGCGUCGAGCAGCCUUGUGCUGCCCCUCCAGGCACUUCUGCACACUUGACCAUGAAGUAUGACUGCCAGGCCUUUUCUGUCCUGUCCUUCAGCAGCUGCUGCUCACUCACCUGGGGCCUGUCGUGGGCGACGGGGGACAGUAACCACCAUAUAGGCAGUGGAGAGUCACACAGAUCCCCAGCCAGGCCUGGGGCUGCAGCAGGAAGGGGGUGACAGGGAGCAUCUCCCAGGGCAAGCUCAGGCUCUCCCUGCACAGGUCACUAGGCUUGGGGUGGCGGGAGGGAGGGGGGCCUGCAUGCCUCUGCGCCCUCCUGCUGCCUGAGCUGUCCUUGCUGUCCCUGGGAGCUGAGGUGCCACCACAGCCUCACCUCGCCCAGUAAUGGGAACCCCAGUUGCAAUGCCCCAUUGCACCCUUCCUGCCACACAGGGAGGAGUCACUGCUCCUGCUCGUGCUCCAGAAAGGCGAGUGACAGCACCACUGGCUCAGCCUGGCCCGUGGUUGGUCCCUCCCGCCUGCGCCCAGCUCACGCAGCGGUAACCAAAGACACAGAGCCUGUGGGGCCUGUGGGACUCGGCUGGCGCUGUCCGGGUGGGUCUGCAUCUGAGGCCUUUCCUCCUCAAGUCAGUUUUGUGUGUGAAGCACUUUAGCGGGCUGCCCGAAUCAGUGACGGCCACACCGAGUAAACUGGAAUUGUUUAUAGAUGGUCCACAUUCUGAGGUUUUCGUCAAUAAACUAACAUGAACAACAAUUAAACAUAUUUAUAAAA
This is a messenger RNA of Miniopterus natalensis, 3622 nucleotides long. NCBI's taxonomy places the organism in Eukaryota, Metazoa, Chordata, Mammalia, Chiroptera, Miniopteridae. The record is from RefSeq and is a predicted model, not a curated record.